Molecule: messenger RNA, 1692 nt
Organism: Petromyzon marinus (sea lamprey)
Lineage: Eukaryota; Metazoa; Chordata; Hyperoartia; Petromyzontiformes; Petromyzontidae
Source: RefSeq, a predicted model, not a curated record
AGGGCCACCACGUGGCGCGUCACUUGAUUCGCGUUCCGAGUCGGCCACGGCAGCGGCGGUGCCGCCAUGGCGCUGGGGAAGAAGCAACAACAACAACAACAGCAGCCGAGGUCGCUGUCGGAGGACGGGUUGGUGUUGAGGCGGCACGGGGAAGAGAGCAGAGCGGCCGAGCUUGAGGGCGUGGGAGAGAAUGUGGAGGAGGUGGGGGCGGUGGGGGCGGUGGGGGCUGCCACCACCCCCACCGGCAAGAGGCCUCCCAAGCAGCUCCUCCGCGUACACGUGCGCCCUGCAAAAGGACAUUGUUUACCAGGGCCGACUGUUUGUGUCCAAGUCUUGGAUCUGCUUCCACGCCAACCUCUUUGGGAAAAGCAUGAAGAUCGCGGUGCCGGUCUGCGAGGUGACGGCCAUUCACAAGGACAAGACGGCACGGCUCGUGCCCAACGCCGUGCGGAUCACCACCACCACCGCCACGCACACGUUCGUGUCCCUGCUGUCACGGGAGACGGCGCUGAAGGUCCUUCGCGCCGUGUGCACCCACCUGGAGAACUUUCCAGAUGUACCCGACAGUCCGAAGCGUGGCCGCGACUCAGACUCCAGCGACAGCUCACGCAGCAACUCCCCCGGACGGAGACACGAUCAACUAUCGAGCGCGCAGGAGCCCAGCUUCGACAGCGUGGACGGAGACGGCGGCCUCUACUCCCACAAUGCACCGGCGGUGGAGGGCGGCGCUGCAACCGCCACCCACGAUGCACCGGGGCCCCCAAGCUCAGGCCGCAGCCUCGGCUGCAUGCUCUGCACCUUGUUCCUCACGACGGUGCUGCUGGUGGGCAUCUCCUCGUACUUGACCUUGAGGAUCGCCUCCCUGGAGAGGCACAUUCAUCUCAUGGAGGCCACGCCAGGGCUCACCGAGCAGUGGGGCUGCCUCUCGUCCGAGCCGUCCGCCGACGGCCACUCGUGCCUGACCAGCGCCAUCGCCACCGGCCUCAACGCCCUCGACAAGGUGCAGGCGGACCUGCGCAGGCUGCUGGACGACUGGGAGUGACUCUUCCCACGCCGCUCCUCCUCGGCGCGGGAUUCCGGCGGGCUGUAACGACCGCGUCAUCUCAGAGGAGGGGGAGGAGUGGGGAGCGGAGUGGGGGGGGGGGUUCAGUCUUCACGGUCCCUGGUACCACGGAUCCCUCCCCCCCUACCCGCUCAGUAGCCGUGACACCGGCUGGGGGGUGACCCUUGCAAGAUGCUGCUCAUUUCCCACACAUCGGGACGUGUUGAAACGUCUCACUAUUUUUUGCCAUUUUAAAACUUAAGCACGUUCGCCCACAGGCGCGAAACAUGCCGAGUCGUUUGAAGGUAACGUGGGAGACUGGGGACGAGUGGGCGCGGGUUGGCGGUCACCGUUGCUGAAUUUUGGCUGUGGAAGGGCGGGCAGCCUCAUCGCUCGCUCAACUCAUUCAGCCGGUCAUUCGCUCAGUCGCCCAUUCGCUCAUUCGGGCACGGAUUCAGUCGCUCGCCCGUCACCACGCAUCGUCGCUCAAGCGCUCGGUCACAUCGUCGCUCGCCCGUCGGCUGCCGCGUGCAGGGCCCCUCGUGGCUGUGUGCCUUUGUCGGCCAAUCGGGCGCUGGCGAGCUCGUCUGGUUUUUAUUUGUAUAUUUUCUCGGGCGAAGAAGACGCCAAUAAAGACGCGUCGGGAGCUU